GCCGCUGUCCAUGUCAGAGAACUUAAGUAAACUUGCCCACAAGAUAGACUUUUACAAAGAUGAAUCUGAUGACAAGAAAGGAUCGUCGGGUGACAUUGACAAGGAAAGUGAUGAUAAGAAUGCUACAUCAUUCCAGCCAUCACUUUGGCCCUGGGACUCCGUCAGGAACAAAAUCAAGGGCUCCCUGACGGAGAUGAGUGUACUUCUGGAUGUUCUCAAUAUUACCAAGGAGAAGCGCUAUAUGAUCCUAGACCAGGUGUCCCAGCCUUCACCUGAUCCCAAACCUCAACUUCAACUCCAACUCCUCUCCAAGAAAUCGGCCCUCAAUGAGGCGACAAACGUCUUGUUAAGUGGGGCGGAAAGAUUACGACGAUCACAGUCUGAGAUGGGUAGUAAACCACAGGGAGAUUUCCACAUGGAGCUGCUCAAACUCCGACAGAACUGGCGACUGAAGAAGGCUGGCAAGUUGAUACUGGGGGACCUCAGCUACAAAUCAGCUGGAUCACGAUACUGGCAGGGAGGAACAUUUGAGGUGGUCAAGAGUACUACUGUUGGCGAGGGAUCUGAAUCUGGGGCCAUGCUACCUAAGGGCAGUCUAGAGGUCAUAAUUCCUAGUGAACUGGAGGGUGUUGCAUACAUUCAAGUGGAGGUCAAGGUGGUCCCAGAGGCCAUGGACUUGAUGAGUGCCAUUCUGAAGAUCUCCUCUGGCCUUGGCACCAUACCUACUGAUGCUUACUGGAAGCAGAAACUGGAGGUGGCACAGAACGUCCUCUUCUGUAAAGAAAUUUUUGCACAGUUGGCCCGAGAAGCAGUCCAAAGUAAAUCGUCAGUACCUCAUCUAGUCGUGGGCAACCAAAUCAUCACAAAUAUAUUCCCUGGUAUUCAACUUUCCAUUGUACUGUGCCAUUCUCCUGGGAAAGAGAAAGAGAAAAAGCAGUCAUCAACGCCUCACAAAUUGGACCACAAUCACGUUUUAGAGCACUCCCUCCAUCAGCUAUUACGUGAGCUCCACUUCAAAAAUAUCCACUUCUCGCCACCACAUCCUGUCACAGCAGUCAUCGGCAUCUCAAAGAAACGGCGACUUGCAGGACCCAAUGCCCUGUCACGCUCAGAACUGACUGAAAUGAUUGAAAAUGAAAGUUUACUGCAUCAGAUCAUCAAGCAGACAAAGCACAGUGUUUUACGCCUCAGAACCAUGAAGACAAUAGAUCGCUAUGCUUCCUCACAGAAGGAUCCUAACUUAGCAACACACUGGAACUGUACCAACAACAGUUUAGAGGCAAGCUGUCGGGUAGUGAUCACAUCCCAGGGAUAUGAUCUGCGGGUAUGGCACAGUUUUGUGUUGAACAUCGGAGUGGACAUGGUAAAAGCUGUCACACGUGAGGGGCGUGUCUACACAUUUUCCUAUGAGGAGCGGGAACUGGAAGAUUUCAUCAUGUGGCAGAUAUCUCAGCACCAGUUAAGUGUUUCCCAGAACCUAGCCCGAAUGAUGGGAUGGCAGAUGCUCAGUACCAGUACUGCCCUUGGUGUGGGGGACAUGGAGGAUGUGAGCACAGCCUCAUCACUAGUACUAGCUUCACCAAACCAUGAUAGGGUACUGGCAAUCAAGAGUGGGCCAAGUAGUGGUGUAAAGGUCUUCCUCCAGUGCCAUUCCAAAGAUCACAACAGCAAGAACAGGGCUGUAUUAAAGGACAUUAAAUGGCAAAGCAUUGGUACAGACUUUCAGUCUGUUGACCUUGAACGGUUUGAUGGACGUAGUUUUGCAUCAAAGUUUGAACUCUUGUUGGCAGUGCUCACACGAUCAUCAAAGUGAUAGCUAUAAAUAUGUAUUUAUAGUCUAUUUUUUGUGACAUAUGGAGGUAUGCUGGAGAAGAAGUUUUAAUUGGAGGAAUUGUAUGAUGCUUCAAAUUAUAAAUGCAUGAUGGUCACAGAAAUGUGAGCAGAAAGUCUGAUCUGACAAACAAAUGGCUAGUAGAUUGUUCUCUGACAAACAUGGCCCCAAGUAGAUCACCUGACAAACAGUUGACAAAGGAAUUGCUGUCUAAUUAGUAGGACGUCCAUUGCAUCAUGGGAUAAACAUACGCCAGUGGAGCAGUAGAUAAGAAGGUGCCCAGUGGAGCAUUAGUUAACGGAUACCCAGUGGAGCAUUAUAUAACGGACGCCCAGUGGAGCAUUAGUUAACGGAUACCCAGUGGAGCAUUAGUUGACGGAUGCCCAGUGGAGCAUUAUAUAUAAGGACGCCCAGUGGAGCAUUAGAUAAACAGAUGCCCGGUGGAGCAUUAGAUAAACAGAUGCCCAGUGGAGCAUUAGAUAAACAGAUGCCCAGUGGAGCAUUAGAUAAACAGAUGCUUAGUGGAGCAUUAGAUAAACGGAUGCCCAGUGGAGCAUUAGAUAAACGGAUGCCCAGUGGAGCAUUAGAUAAACGGAUGCCCAGUGGAGCAUUAGAUAAACAGAUACCCAGUGGAGCAUUAGAUAAACGGAUGCCCAGUGGAGCAUUAGAUAAACAGAUGCCCAGUGGAGCAUUAGAUAAACGGAUACCCAGUGGAGCAUUAGAUAAACAGAUGCCCAGUGGAGCAUUAGAUAAACGGAUGCCAAGAGGAGCAUUAGAUAAACGGAUACCCAGCGGAGCAUUAGAUAAACAGAUGCCCAGUGGAGCAUUAGAUAAACGGACGCCCAGUGGAGCAUUAGAUAAACCGAUGCCCAGUGGAGCAUUAGAUAAACAGAUGCCCAGUGGAGCAUUAGAUAAACCGAUGCCCUGUGGAGCAUUAGAUAAACCGAUGCCCUGUGGAGCAUUAGAUAAACGGACGCCCAGUGGAGCAUUAUAUAACGGACGCCCAGUGGAGCAUUAGAUAAACCGAUGCCCAGUGGAGCAUUAGAUAAACGGAUGCCCAGUGGAGCAUUAGAUAAACAGAUGCCCUGUGGAGCAUUAGAUAAACACAUGCCCAGUGGAGCAUUAGAUAAACAGAUGCCCAGUGGAGCAUGGAAUAAACUAUUGCAUGCUCUCAAUGAAUUGUCUAUCAAGCUGGCAGCCUAAAAAUAUAUAGUUGUCCUACAUUCAUGAGUUUAACUGUUUUUUUAUACCAAUUUCAGCCCAUCACAUGGUUCAGUGAUCGGGUGCCUACUUUUAAUUAGUAAUGUUUUUUUAUAAGCAAACUGCUAUCUUUCAAACAAAACAUCAUUACUCAUCUUUCAUUCAUUUGAUUAUAGACAGAUUUGUUAAAUGUAGGUUUAUUUCGACUAGAAACACUUCCAAACAUCAUCUCUUUGACAUGUAUGUAUUACACUGAUGUCUUAUACUAGAGAUAGACACACCUACGCUGCGUUUAUAUCAUCAGCUCACUUGUCAACACAACUAAAUGUAUUUCUGUCGAAUUGGAGUACUCUGCCAAGGAUAAUAAGAUAUCACUUUAUAAAGCCCAGUGCUCUUUGUUAGUUGUGUUAAGACAUAGAUGAUGAAUGAAGCCUGUUAAAAAAGUCAUAUACAUUUUGUAUUUCUUAUUGAAGAUAAGAAUUUUACAUCCGAAAGUUAUUUCACAGAAAUUGUGGAUUGUGUACAAUAAAAUGAUAUUGAUUA
Messenger RNA from Pecten maximus, 3574 nucleotides. Its product is annotated as mediator of RNA polymerase II transcription subunit 17-like. Gene Ontology annotation, biological process: regulation of transcription by RNA polymerase II. The record is from RefSeq and is a predicted model, not a curated record. Gene Ontology annotation, molecular function: transcription coregulator activity. NCBI's taxonomy places the organism in Eukaryota, Metazoa, Mollusca, Bivalvia, Pectinida, Pectinidae. Gene Ontology annotation, cellular component: mediator complex; core mediator complex.